Molecule: messenger RNA, 1440 nt
Organism: Fusarium verticillioides 7600
Lineage: Eukaryota; Fungi; Ascomycota; Sordariomycetes; Hypocreales; Nectriaceae
Exons: 1
Coding region: 1-1440 (479 amino acids)
Source: RefSeq, a predicted model, not a curated record
AUGAGAUACAACGCUCUGGCCUUCAUGGCCCUCGUCAACGGCCUCGCUCAGGCCAACCGUUUCGACUGGCAGAGCGAGUCCAAGGCUGAUGUUGCCAAGCAUGAGCACAAGAACGCUGCCGCCCCUGUCUUUAAGGUGGAGGUGAAUGAGGGUCAAAGUGAUGGCAGCAAGGGGCAACUUGAGGCUGGAAAAUUAAAGCAGGAGGGGGAGAAAGCUGAACAAGCGGCCAAGAAGCUGGAGGAGAAGCUGCAGAAGAAAGAGGAUGAGCUUGAGCUCAAGGCUGCACAGGCUGGAGGAAACCGCCAUCACCACCACAGCCACUCCUCAUACUCCCCUGAUCCUACCUACGAUCCUGCCACAAAAACUACUGGGUAUCAUCACCAUCACUCAGGCCACCUCCAAAAGGGCCCCUACACGCUUGAUGGAGAGAAAUACGACUAUAUCCAUAAACCAAAGGUCCACUUCCACACCUCUUACAUUACCCACGCACCUACUCUCAGUCCUGGAUGUGUCGGCGACAAGUGUAUUCGCAAGCCUUGCAAGGAAUGCCACGGCAACUGGGCACAGCCUGGCUGCUGGCACUGCAAGGCCCUUGGAGCCACUGGUGAGGAGGUUGCUGAACAGGCAGCGAAGACCACCAAGUAUGCCCCUAAAGAAACCAAGGCCAAAGAAGAGGAGGAGGAAGAGGAGAAAAAGGAAAAGGAUCCUCAUGCAAAGACAUACACGCAUGGAGACAAGACUAUCAUUGUUGCUAAAGAGACCAAGGCCCCUGAAGCUACUCGACCUGUGGCUCCUCAGAUUGAACAGCCUCAUAAAGAGGGCCCUAAGGUCAUCGUCAUCGAGGAAUCUAAGAAGAAGCCCGAGGAGGAGAAGAAGUCUGCAGAGGAGAAAGGAGAGAAAGAAAAGUACCCUGAUGAGAAGCCCAAGAAUGAGUACCCCAAGGAGAAGCCCAAGCAUGAGUACCCAAAGGAGGAGCCCAAGGAGGACAUCUGUGACAGGGUCCAUCACCAUGGCCAGCCUAGCAUCUGUGACAGGAUCAAGCAUCAGCACCACAAGGUUGACGAGCCCAAGAAGGAGGACAUCUGUUCGAAGCCUGAGGGUUGCCAUCCCCAUCAGGCUCCGGCUCCGGCUCCUCACCACGAAGUGAAGCCAGCUCCAGCUCCGGCUCCGGCUCCUCACCACGAAGUGAAGCCUGCCCCUGCUCCGGCUCCUCACCACGAAGUGAAGCCAGCUCCAGUGGCCCCGGCUCCUCAUUACCCCGAGCAGAAGCCUGAGGUCCAGCCGGCGCCGGCUCAGCCCGAACGAGCCAAGCCUGAAGAGGGCCAACACGGCAAUGCUCCCUCAGUUCCUGUAACAGUGCCCAAGUCCGGAGCCACCUACAACCGCGUCUCUGUUGGCAUCGCCGUCUUUGCAGGUGUUACCAGCAUGAUGCUUCUGUGA